AUGGAUGAUGAAGGUACAAGUGGAUUUGAGAUGGAGGGACUACCAGAUGGGAUAGCGGAUGAGGUGGAUGAUGAUUUAUUUCAGUUGAUACCUUUGGGGCCUGAUAUUCAUGAAAUACACAACGAAGAUAACCAGAACAUGAUGGACAUAGACCAGGAGCAGGAAGAGCUCACAGCGGGUCCGUCUAGGCACAGAACCGCUUUAGCAGAGGAAGAUGCGCGUGUCACAGAGACUCAUUCUACUGCUGGGAGGGUCAUACGCAUGGAGGAGACAGUGUAUGCUAAAUGGCGGACACAAUUUGGAUUAGGUGAUGGAGAGGAGGUGGAAUCAGGUCGUUCUGAUGAUGAAGAUGAAGAUGGUAAUUUAUUCUACCCCUUUGCAUCACGACUGGACUGGCAGGUAGCAUGUUGGGCUGUGCAAGAGGGAAUAGGGCACAAAGCAUUUGACAGGUUGUUAGCUAUACCAGGGGUUAGAGAGCGUUUAGGACUUGCAUAUCACAAUAUCAGAGGACUCCAUCAAACCAUAGACAGCAUCCCUCCUCGAGCUAAAUGGCAAUCAACUUACUUGGCCUUCAAUGAUACGCCUCACUAUAAGCAUGAACUACACUAUCGAGAUCCUUUGGAAGCCAUUCAAACGUUGCUGGGCAAUCCUGCUCAUGCUCAAGAUAUUGUCUAUAAGCCUUCAAAGAUAUUUACAGACUCUUCUCAUUCUACCCGCAUAUUUAAUGAAAUGUGGACAGGGCGUUGGUGGCAUGCAGUCCAGGAUAGACUUCCUCAGGGCGCAUCUGUAGCUCCUGUAAUUAUUGCCACAGACAAAACUCAGCUGACCCGGUUUUCUGCAUCCAAAUCAGCAUACCCCGUCUACCUCACUCUAGGCAAUAUACCUAGAGCAAUACGACGGAAAUCCAGUCAGCACGCCUGUAUUCUUAUAGGGUAUUUAUCUGUGGAUAAAAUCCUAAAGGAGGAGCUAUCUGCAAGAGAAGUCUCUUCCAGGGUACAGCGUCUCUUCCAUGACUCAAUAAGGAUCAUUUUGGAACCGCUGAAAGAGGCAGGAAGAAGAGGAAUAGAGGUGGUGGGUGGAGAUGGUCUUGUUCGCCUGGUCUUUCCCAUUCUAGCUUGCUAUGUGGCGGAUUAUCCUGAGCAAUGCUUGGUUACCUGUACCAAGUACGGUACUUGUCCCAAGUGUAGGGCUAGAGCGGAUGAAUUGGCUGAAAUACAACAUUUUGCCAGACGUACUCAACCUUGGACCUCAUCAGUAAUUGACCAUGCCAACAUCUCCACAAAGACCGACUCUGCCUUUCGUAAACAGUGCAUGUCUCAGGAUGUAGCUGGAGGCGUAUUUGAACCAUUUUGGCUGGACUUCCCUCAUUGCGAUAUUCACUUGGCUAUCACAUCUGACGUACUUCAUCAACUGUAUCAAGGGAUAUUCAAGCACAUGGUCGAGUGGUGUCAGGAGCUUAUGGAUGAAGAAGAACUGGAUCACAGACUUAGAACUCUCCCUCCUUCUUAUGGCGUCCAUCACUUCCAUAAAGGCUGGUCUGCUUUGGGUCAAGUCGGUGGAAAAGAGAGGAAAAAUAUGGCUAGAGUGCUAUUGGCUUGCUUAAUUGGCAAAGUUCCAAGAGGCGUCAUUCAGGCAUACCGUGCCCUCCUUGAUUUCAUUUAUCUUGCCCAAUAUCCCACUCAUGAUGACGACACUCUGGAAUAUAUGCAACAGGCCUUACAAGAUUUUCACCUUCACAAGGAAGUCAUCAUUAAUCUGGGUAUCCGAGACCAUCUCAAUAUUCCCAAAUUCCAUUCCUUGCAACACUACCUGGAGAACAUACGCAACUUCGGAACUACAGACAACUAUAACACGGAGAUGUUUGAGAGGUUUCAUAUUGACUUUUGUAAAGAGGGGUGGUACGCUUCCAAUGGAAGAAAUGAAAGGCCUCAAAUGAUCUCUUGGCUAACUAGAAGAGAGAAAGUAGCGUCAUUUCAAAGCUAUCUCAAGAUGUCUAUGGAGGAUGAAGAAGAAGAGUUUUCCCACUCAAGGUUUAGAGAUCAUAGAGUCAUCCUCACUAAACGUCCUCAUCGCCUUCACCAAAAUAUCUUGGACGUCAUGCAGAAUCAUUCUUGCAAAGGCUUCAAGAAAGAUCUCAUCACCUAUCUCAACUCUCAGUUGGCUCACUCUCAUUCACGCGGGCAGCUCAGGAACAUGGAUCUUCCUUUUAGUCAUAUUGAUAUCUAUCAUGGAUUCAAAUUCUGUCUAGAGUCAUUAGGCAAUGACGUUGACUUUGAUCAAUUGGAGGAGGCAGAUUUUGUCAAAGCACAGCCACCUGUUUCUCAUAAAGCUGGACGCUUUGAUACAGUUGUAGUCAUGGAUGAUCCUGACUGUGAAAGCACUGGUUUAACAGGAACACGUAUUGGAAGGUUGAAGAUUAUAUUUCGUCUGCCACAACAAGUAUAUGGGUCUAUUCAACCUGCAUGGACUAAAGACCCUUUGGCAUAUGUUGAGUGGUAUACUCCAUUGAAAUCUGCAGCAGAAGACUAUCAUGAGAUGUAUACUGUCAAGAAACCUUUACUUUCUUCAGAUGGUUCAUUGCCAGCCUUUGACAAGGAACUCGCGAAAGAAGUGAAAUUGUUAUUCGACCACGAGCGGCUGUUUUUCUGGCUCGAGUGCUGCCCUUCCGCUCAUUCUCAUGUGGCUAAAGUCUUCAGUGGCAUCAUUUUACACAGUACACCACAUCUAUAUGUAUCAACACUCCCAUUCACGCCUGCCAACUCGCUGCUACCAGGAACGGAGGUGUACAAGUUAUAUGAUUGUAUCCUCUCUGCGCCGACCCCAAGUGGGCUUACAUGCCACUUGUCCAUUGUUGCUGCUCUCACAGACCCUCUUCCCAUUCCCAUCUUGCAAAUCUCGUCACUUCUUGGCCCUGGUUUGGGCAGGGAUGUGCAGACAAUGCUGAUACAGCUACGGUCUGUCAUAGAUAUCCCUACAGACAGCACUCACCCUGUGAAUAUCUAUCACUCAUCCGUUCACGACUACGUUUUCGACCCCUCCAACUGCAGCCUCCCUCAAGUAUGCGAUAUCACAUCACCCCACUCCCUACUCGCACAGUCGCACUCCUUCUCCAGGUGA
Molecule: messenger RNA, 3117 nt
Organism: Suillus subalutaceus
Lineage: Eukaryota; Fungi; Basidiomycota; Agaricomycetes; Boletales; Suillaceae
Exons: 7
Coding region: 1-3117 (1038 amino acids)
Source: RefSeq, a predicted model, not a curated record